UUGGCUCCGGGGGCUCCGCUCGCCUGCCCCCACGCUGCCCGCCACCCAGGACCGCGCCGCCGGCCUCUGCCGCGAGCAAACCCUUCUGACGGCCCUCGCUGUGCAGGCCAGGACGCCUCUCCCCCAUCCGCCCCCGCUGCGGAAAGUUAAGUUUGAAGAGGGGGGAAGAGGGGAACAUGGACAUGAAGAGGAGGAUCCACCUGGAGCUGAGGAACUGGACCCCGUCAGCUGUUCGAGAACUUGUCUUGGACAAUUGCAAAUCAAAUGAUGGAAAAAUUGAGGGCUUAACAGCUGAAUUUGUGAACUUAGAGUUCCUUAGUUUAAUAAAUGUAGGCUUGAUCUCAGUUUCAAAUCUUCCCAAGCUGCCUAAAUUGAAAAAGCUUGAACUCAGUGAAAAUAGAAUCUUUGGAGGUCUGGAUAUGUUAGCUGAAAAGCUUCCAAAUCUCACACGUCCAAACUUAAGUGGAAAUAAACUGAAAGAUAUCAGCACCUUGGAACCUUUGAAAAAGUUAGAAUGUCUGAAAAGCCUGGACCUCUUUAACUGUGAGGUUACUAACAUGAAUGACUACCGAGAGAGAGUGUCUUCAAGCUCCUGCCCCAGCUUACCUACAUGGAUGGCUAUGACCAAGAGGACCAGGAGGAACCUGACUCAGAUGCUGAGGUGGAUGGUGUGGAUGAAGAGUAGGAGGGCGAAGAAGAAGACGAGGAAGACGAGGAGGAUGAAGAUGGUGAAGAAGAGGAGUUUGAUGAAGAAGAUGAAAAUGUAGAAGGAGAUGACGAAG
Molecule: messenger RNA, 782 nt
Organism: Pan troglodytes (chimpanzee)
Lineage: Eukaryota; Metazoa; Chordata; Mammalia; Primates; Hominidae
Product: acidic leucine-rich nuclear phosphoprotein 32 family member B-like
Exons: 1
Coding region: 177-767 (196 amino acids)
Biological process (GO): regulation of apoptotic process
Cellular component (GO): nucleus
Molecular function (GO): histone binding
Source: RefSeq, a predicted model, not a curated record